AUGAAACCACAAAGAAGUACAUUUAAAUCCAGUAAGCCGGCGAAAAAUGGAGGCAGUAGUAGCAACUAUAAAAAACAUAAGGUUCGCAAAUUGCCUUCGAGUUUAUAUGACCAAGACGAAUAUGAGGACGAUGGUGUUUCUGGGAUCGAGUUUGGGACUCUGGCCAAGGCUCAGCACGAGAUGGAGAGCAAGUAUGGAAAUGAUGAAGAUUCUGAUGACGAAGCACCUUCUGAAGAUGGAGUUAGUGGAAAUGGUGAUGAUGAUGAUGAUGAUAAUGAAGAUGGACGCAAGAAAUGGAAGCCACAGGGGAAAGAUCCCAAACAUAAACGUGCCAACAAGCAUGCGCCUUCAGAAACAUCAGUACGCAAACGAGUGAGUGUUGUGCGAGACAUUCCAGGGCUUGAUCCAGUUCGGAAAGGAGCAGGAGAAAGUGAAGAUAUCCGGUUUGAUACGGCAUUAGGGCGAGCAGAUUUGACUAUUGCGCGUAAGAAUUAUGCAUUUUUGGACAAGUAUCGUGAGGAUGAGGUAGCAGCUCUUAAGGAAGCAUUACGAGAAGCUGAGGCAGCAGAACGGGCUAAUGCAAAGCAUGAAGCGGACGGUGAGGAUGAUGAGGAUUACGUGAGAUUACCUACGUUGAGAGAACGUGAGAAGCGGGAGUUGAAGCGUAAGAUUCAGUCACUAGAAGGUACAUUACGAACAAUGAAAGCUCGAGACUUUGAGACAUCUGUGGUAAGCAAGUAUAAGAAUGAAGUAAAGAGCGGUGCUAGACAGGGGCCUCUGCAUUUGAAACGAUCAGAUACAAGGAAGCUUGUUCUUGCGGAGAAGUAUAAGGUGAUGAAGAAGAAGGAUAUUGAUAGGGCGGUGGAACGGAAACGUAAGCGCAACACUGCUCGGGAACGCAAGCUUAUGCCAGAAGUGCGGCGUGGAUAG
This is a messenger RNA of Magnusiomyces paraingens, 930 nucleotides long. RefSeq lists its product as uncharacterized. The coding region runs from base 1 to 930 and encodes 309 amino acids. The transcript has a single exon. Gene Ontology annotation, biological process: maturation of SSU-rRNA from tricistronic rRNA transcript (SSU-rRNA, 5.8S rRNA, LSU-rRNA). Gene Ontology annotation, cellular component: nucleolus; 90S preribosome. NCBI's taxonomy places the organism in Eukaryota, Fungi, Ascomycota, Dipodascomycetes, Dipodascales, Dipodascaceae. The record is from RefSeq and is a predicted model, not a curated record.